Zingiber officinale is the source of this 1282-nucleotide messenger RNA. Its product is annotated as vesicle-associated membrane protein 724-like. The record is from RefSeq and is a predicted model, not a curated record. Gene Ontology annotation, cellular component: membrane. Bases 229 to 918 code for a protein of 229 amino acids. The transcript is spliced from 5 exons. Gene Ontology annotation, biological process: vesicle-mediated transport. Lineage: Eukaryota; Viridiplantae; Streptophyta; Magnoliopsida; Zingiberales; Zingiberaceae.
UGCUUGACUUCGUCGAGGAUCACUGCAGUUGUGUGGACUGCUGUCGCCCAAAAGACGAGACUUUCGGCGUAGCUUCUGGUGGGCGAAAUUGGCCAUCGUCGGAGGCAUGGCGGCGAAGCAAUCCGAUCCGGGAAGAAAUUGUCUGCGAUAGAUUGUGGAAUUCCGAUCUGCUCACUCUCGCUACAUUGAGAUCUAGAUCGAGCGAGGAGGAGAAGGGCGGAGUGAGCGAUGGAGGCGGAGCAAGGGAAGGAAGGGUGGUUCAUCUAUGGGUUCGUCGCGCGGGGGACUGUGGUUCUAGCCGAGUACACAGAGUAUACUGGAAACUUCCCUGCCAUCGCGGCGCAGUGCCUACAGAAGCUGCCUUCCUCCGACAAGUUGUCCACCUACGCGUGCGACGGUCACGCCUUCAUCUUUCUCGUACACAGUGGCUACGCCUAUUGUGUUGUUACCAAAGACACUGUUACUAGAAACGUCUCUAUUGCUUUCCUGGAGCGACUGAAAACAGAUUUUACAAAAAGAUAUGGAGGUGGCAAAGCUGAUACAGCAACAGCAAAGAGUCUUAAUAAAGAAUUCAGCCCAGUCAUAAAGGAGCACAUGCGGUAUAUAAUUGAUCAUUUGGAUGAGAUUGAUAAGCUUAUAAAGAUUAAAGUCCAAGUUUCAGAAGUUAAAAAUGUUAUGUUGGAGAACAUCAAUAAGACCAUGGAACGUGGAGAGAAACUGAAUGAUCUGCAAGACAAGGCAACAGACUUGCAGCAAGAGGCGCAAGGGUUCCGGAAACAGGGGACUAAAUUACGCAAAAGAAUGUGGUUGCAUAACAUGAAGAUCAAGUUGGUGGUGCUCGCCAUCUUGUUGAUUUUAGUUCUCAUUAUUUGGGUCUCUGUAUGCCAUGGAUUUAACUGCACCAAGCAGAAUAACUGACCAAAACGGUUCCAGGGCCAGAAGCCAGUUAUACUCUGUCUCAUUAGUGAGAAAGAUCAAACAAAAAAAGAAUUUUAAAACGAUAAAGGAAUCCAGCUUUGAAUAUUUACUAUAAUGCGUGGUUUGGCCUUUUCUUUACAAUCAUCCUCGGUGCAUGGUUGAUCUUGAAUUGUAUUCUUUAUAAGGUGAUGUAACCUAUUUGCCUUGCUAUGAAAUGUUGUUGCAAGUCAUUUUAUAUAUAAAAAGGGUCUAUAGGUUUUGGAAUGUGUCCUAUUUAAUUAAGAAACAUAUACUGUUUAUGUAUUGUGUUCUACAUUUGCACUAAAGCAAGGAAUAACACCCUCCUUUGGCUUGGCUUGCUUAA